Messenger RNA from Peromyscus leucopus (white-footed mouse), 1865 nucleotides. RefSeq names its product FUS RNA binding protein (gene Fus). Bases 85 to 1641 code for a protein of 518 amino acids. Gene Ontology annotation, biological process: regulation of DNA-templated transcription. The transcript has 15 exons. The record is from RefSeq and is a predicted model, not a curated record. NCBI's taxonomy places the organism in Eukaryota, Metazoa, Chordata, Mammalia, Rodentia, Cricetidae. Gene Ontology annotation, cellular component: nucleus. Gene Ontology annotation, molecular function: transcription coregulator activity; RNA binding.
GCGGGGCGGCUCAGUCCUCGCGGCGCCGCUUCGCAGUCGCCUGGAACCCCUGUUGCUGGGCGGCCCGUGCGCGCGUGCGCGGACAUGGCUUCAAACGAUUAUACCCAACAAGCAACUCAAAGCUAUGGGGCUUACCCUACCCAGCCUGGGCAGGGAUACUCCCAACAGAGCAAUCAACCCUAUGGCCAGCAGAGUUACAGUGGUUAUGGCCAGUCAGCUGACACUUCGGGAUAUGGCCAGAGCAGCUAUGGGUCUUCUUAUGGACAGACCCAAAACACAGGCUAUGGCACUCAGUCAGCUCCCCAGGGAUAUGGUUCCACUGGAGGCUAUGGCAGCAGCCAAAGUUCCCAGUCUUCUUAUGGGCAGCAGUCCUCCUACCCUGGCUAUGGCCAACAGCCAGCUCCUAGCAGCACCUCGGGAAGUUACGGUGGCAGUUCUCAGAGCAGCAGCUAUGGGCAGCCCCAGAGUGGAGGCUAUGGCCAACAGUCAGGCUAUGGUGGACAGCAACAAAGCUAUGGACAACAGCAAAGCUCCUAUAACCCACCUCAGGGUUAUGGACAACAGAACCAGUACAACAGCAGCAGUGGAGGUGGUGGAGGGGGUGGUGGAGGCAACUAUGGCCAAGAUCAGUCCUCCAUGAGUGGUGGCGGUGGCGGCGGUGGUUACGGCAAUCAGGACCAGAGUGGUGGCGGCGGUGGUGGCUACGGGGGAGGCCAGCAGGACCGUGGGGGCCGAGGCAGGGGCGGUGGAGGUGGUUACAACCGAAGCAGUGGUGGCUAUGAACCCAGAGGCCGUGGAGGUGGCCGAGGAGGCAGAGGCGGCAUGGGCGGAAGUGACCGAGGUGGCUUCAAUAAAUUUGGUGGCCCUCGGGAUCAAGGAUCACGUCAUGAUUCUGAACAGGAUAAUUCAGACAACAACACCAUCUUUGUGCAAGGCCUGGGUGAGAAUGUUACAAUUGAAUCGGUGGCUGAUUACUUCAAGCAGAUUGGAAUUAUUAAGACAAAUAAGAAAACUGGACAGCCUAUGAUUAAUUUGUAUACAGACAGGGAAACUGGCAAACUGAAGGGUGAGGCAACAGUCUCAUUUGAUGACCCACCUUCUGCUAAAGCAGCUAUCGACUGGUUUGAUGGUAAAGAAUUCUCUGGGAAUCCUAUUAAGGUUUCAUUUGCUACCCGCCGAGCUGACUUCAAUCGGGGUGGUGGAAAUGGACGUGGAGGCCGAGGGCGAGGAGGACCUAUGGGCCGUGGAGGCUAUGGAGGAGGUGGCAGUGGUGGCGGUGGCCGGGGAGGAUUCCCCAGUGGCGGUGGUGGAGGUGGCGGACAGCAACGAGCUGGGGACUGGAAGUGUCCUAAUCCUACAUGUGAGAACAUGAACUUCUCUUGGAGAAAUGAAUGCAACCAGUGUAAGGCCCCUAAGCCAGAUGGCCCAGGAGGAGGACCAGGAGGCUCUCACAUGGGGGGUAACUAUGGAGAUGACCGUCGUGGCAGAGGAGGCUAUGAUCGAGGCGGCUACCGGGGCCGAGGCGGGGACCGUGGGGGCUUCCGAGGGGGCCGGGGUGGUGGGGACAGAGGCGGUUUUGGCCCUGGCAAGAUGGACUCUAGGGGUGAGCACAGACAGGAUCGCAGGGAGAGGCCAUAUUAACCUGGCUUCUGAAGUUCUGGAACAGCUCUUCUUCCUGUACCCAGUGUUACCCUUGUUAUUUUGUAAACUUUCAAUUCAGGAUUGCCCAUGGAUUUUUUUUUUCUGUGUGUUUGUGUGUGUGUGUGUGUAUGUGUGUGUGUGUGUGUAUGUGUGUUGUGUGUGUCAGACUACCGUAAUUGUAACCAUAUCUCUGGUUCCCAUUAAAAAACAUCAUUUUAGUUAAA